CGUCCAGUCCCUCCCAUGGCCGGCUGCUGACUGAAGUCUCCUGCCCGUCUGUUGCAUUUCAUACCCUCCUGCAAAGUCCUCAUCAUCUCCCAGCUCGGGAUCUGAAGAGAGACUGGCAAUCAUGGACCACAGGCUCCUCCUGGCACCUCCAGCCCUGGCAGGAUGCUGCGAUUGCUGCUGAUGCUUUUAAAACACAGACCUCCUUGUCAAUGUCUGGCUGCAGGAGCAAUAGGUGCUGACAUGCCCCCCGACAGUGGCAUAUAGGGGCUGAUUGCAGAGGACCUUCAGUGGGGGGAGUAUCCUGGCAGACAAUGGACAGACUGCACCCCUCUAUGAGGAAGCGUCUGUACAGUCUCCCGCAGCACAUUGGAUCCAAAGCAUCUAUAAUGGAUGAAGAGGAAGGUGAGGAGAGGGACACCUGGAGGAAAAGCAUUAAGCUCAAACCAUUACCCUCACCCUCAGCUCUUAAGGUCCUUGACCCACGACCUGGAGCAAAGGAAGCUCAUCUAGUUAUGGAAACUGAAGUAGGUAAAUCCCAAAGAACCAGUAGCAAUGGAGACUGCAGGAGGUUUACAGGUAGUCUCUCCUCCAUUGCUAGCUGUGGCCGGCACCUUCACGAUUCAGACCCCAGCGAAGGGCGAAGGCUUAUCUCUGAGGUGGACCUGAGCCCUACUGAGGAGAAGUCCCCUACAAUGGACGCCCCUGGAGAAUCAGGUACAGGCCCUUCCCAGGCAGCCUCCCCAGUGUCCCAGGCUAGGAGCACUGACCAGCACAGCAGUACUGGGAAGGUGGACGCCAGAGAACAGAUUUUGUCUGGAGGGGACGAGGAGCAGAGUAGUUUUAUGCACAGACAAUUUGGGGCCCUUUUGCAGCCUGGGGUGAACAAAUUUUCCUUGCGGAUGUUUGGCAGCCAGAAGGCAGUAGAAAGAGAGCAAGAUCGAGUAAAGUCUGCAGGAUUUUGGAUUAUUCACCCUUAUAGCGACUUCAGGUUUUACUGGGACCUAACAAUGUUACUGUUGAUGGUAGGGAAUCUCAUUAUCAUUCCAGUGGGCAUCACUUUCUUUAAGGAGGAGAAUACCCCCGCAUGGAUUGUUUUUAAUGUUGUCUCUGACACUUUCUUCCUUGUGGAUCUGGUGCUGAAUUUUCGCACAGGGAUUGUUGUAGAGGACAACACAGAAAUUAUCCUAGAGCCACAACGUAUAAAGAUUCGCUAUCUAAAAAGUUGGUUUCUUGUGGACUUUGUAUCAUCUAUUCCUGUGGACUACAUUUUUCUUAUUGUUGAAACACGAAUUGACUCAGAGGUUUAUAAGACUGCCAGAGCCUUACGAAUUGUACGCUUCACUAAAGUGCUCAGCUUGCUUCGACUCCUGAGACUUUCCAGGCUUAUCCGUUAUAUUCACCAGUGGGAGGAAAUCUUUCACAUGACGUAUGACCUGGCAAGUGCUGUAGUACGCAUUGUAAAUCUAAUUGGCAUGAUGUUACUUCUUUGCCACUGGGAUGGCUGCUUGCAGUUUUUAGUGCCCAUGUUGCAGGAAUUUCCUGAAAAAUGCUGGGUUUCUUUGAACCGUAUGCAGAAUGCCUCUUGGGGAAAGCAAUACUCCUAUGCUCUUUUCAAAGCCAUGAGUCACAUGUUGUGCAUCGGGUAUGGGCAACAGGCACCAGUGGGCAUGUCAGAUGUCUGGCUUACUAUGCUGAGCAUGAUUGUCGGUGCCACUUGCUAUGCCAUGUUCAUUGGUCAUGCUACUGCACUUAUUCAAUCUCUAGAUUCAUCACGGCGUCAAUAUCAGGAAAAGUACAAACAAGUGGAGCAAUACAUGUCGUUUCAUAAACUCCCGGCUGAUAUGCGUCAGCGGAUCCAUGACUACUAUGAACAUCGCUACCAAGGAAAAAUGUUUGAUGAAGAAAGUAUUCUUGGCGAGUUGAGUGAACCUUUGAAGGAGGAGAUCAUUAAUUUUAACUGCCGCAAGCUCGUAGCCUCUAUGCCACUUUUUGCCAAUGCAGACCCAAAUUUUGUAACUUCAAUGCUUACAAAGCUACGGUUUGAAGUAUUUCAACCAGGAGACUAUCUUAUUCGAGAGGGAACUGUGGGCAAGAAGAUGUUCUUUAUACAGCAUGGUGUUGUCAGUAUCUUGAGCAAAGGCAGUAAAGAGACCAAACUCGCCGAUGGAUCCUAUUUUGGUGAAAUCUGUCUGCUGACACGAGGAAGAAGAACUGCAAGUGUAAGAGCUGACACGUACUGUCGAUUGUACACACUGAGUGUAGAUCACUUCAAUGAAGUUCUUGAAGAGUAUCCAAUGAUGAGGCGGGCAUUUGAAAGUGUUGCACUAGACCGUUUAGACCGAAUUGGUAAAAAGAAUUCCAUCCUUCUUCAUAAGGUGCAGCAUGACCUCCAGUCAGGGGUGCUUAACUACCAGGAAAAUGAGAUUAUUCAGCAGAUUGUGCAGCAUGACCGUGAAAUGGCCCAGGGACCCCGCUGCACAAAUUCUGAGACAGACUCUGCCCCAACACCUCCAACUCCUGUAAUAUGGACACCAUUAGUUCAAGCACCAUUACAAGCAGCAGCUGCUACGACAUCAGUUGCCAUACCUUUAACUCACCAGCGGCUGCCAGCCAACAUCUUCAGACCUCCAAAUUCUGCAUUAGGGAUAACAGCUCGGCAAUUCCAAUACAGGCAGAGACAAACUUUUUCUUCACACAUAGCAGGACCUGAGGCACAGUUGUCACAGCAGUCCUCUUACCAUGUACAUCAACUGGCAGGUUUCUCUGCAGCAGCUUGUGUGAGCCCUAGACCACCAUCUAAUAUACCAUGCUUUGACAAGGGUCCAAAACAACAGCCAUUUCCUACUAGUUCAACCCCUGCUGCUUUUGACACAUCACAGUGGUCUCCAGGACUAGAAGUCUCCUCUUGUCAACCAAGACUAUCAAAAUCUGACCAGCAACUCCCAACUCCCUCUUCUAGACAAUCUCAAGGCUUAAAAACCCAGUCACCGGGUCAGCCUUUACCUGGAUCUUCAGAGCCAUUAUGGGUGUUACCACCUCCACUUCAGAGAGCAGACUCUCCUGGGAGUUCAGCCUCAAGACUAAGUCCAGGUCUAAACCGAACCACUCAGGUUUGUGGUUCUUCCAGGUCUCUUCUCCUUCCUCAAACAGCUCCCAUUGUGUCUCACCCAAGCAGCUGCAUAGCUCUGCCCCUUAACAGACUUAGGCAAGAUGGUCGGCCCAUUUCUGUUUCCCAGCCUUCUUUGCCUCAGCCAGCACCAGGCUCACCACACUUUCCCCAGCAGUUUACUCCAGACUUUACUUUAUUUCCUAGAGAAGGAAGCCCAGAUCCAAAAGACCAUACCACAUUGCCACAAAAAGGGUCUGCAGAAUUUUCAUUUGGAACAAGUGUUGCUGCUGUAGAGGACCUACCCUUUCACUCAAAACUCCAGUGUAACCUCUGACCUUUUCUAUUGCUAGAGAUCUGCAGAACAAUUAAUCCCCAACAAGAGACAUGUAGAAUAUUUUUUGAGGUUGUAUACUGCAGUGAAAAGGUAGCUGGCAGGCUGAAUAUGUAUUUUGCCACCAAUGACUUGGUCAUUGGCAUUUGUACAGCACAUUCUAAUAACAUCGGUGCAAUCAAUGCAAAUGAUUCAGAUCAUUACAACACCUAUAUGAUCAAAACAUAUGGUUUCUCAAGCUGUUACAGGACUAAAUAGCUAACUGUAAUUCAUCAUGAGGUUGCAAAUGUAUAUUGCCUUUCUGUGGAGAUUUCAAAUUGCUAAAUGUGUGUAUUCAAGACACUGCUGUAUGCUUCUCUAGCUGACAACAAUCUACAAAUUCCUCUAGUCUUAGGCUCUUGACUUUGGCAAAAAAAUUAUAAUUAAAACAGCGUUGCAGAUCUUUUAGCAAUAAAUAAGGAUUUAAGUUACUGGAAUGUAUUAGUUGGCAUAAACAGUGCUUAAGAUGUAGAAGUCAAGUGUCCUCUUUUAAUGGUGGGAAUGACCUGCCCCUUGCAAUAAGGCACCUACUUUAUCUGGACACCAUUCUCAUCAGUAUUCUGCCUUGAUCAAAUAUUAUGUGCUGAAGACAAAUGCACGUGGCUAGAGUCCCUUACUCUAUGUGACCUCUUGUCAUUGCCAGGGACGCAGACAAUAUUUACUAGAGAUAUCUGCAAGAGGUCUGAUCUCUCUAGUUUUUGUCACGAGUUUGAAAGCACAUGAUUCAUUGGUAUACACCUUUCAUUGCACCUGGUGUGUGUGUUUUGUGUGGUUAGCUAGAGGGACAUCAAGGCAAGUACCCUAGUGCUUGCCUGCAUAAGCAAUAUUAUGUAACAUUUUGUCCUUGUGCCUUCACUUCCCCAAUGGAGUCAGUAGAACAGGUAUGACCCUUGGGGAACCCCAUACUGUCCGCUAAGAAAAGGCAUCUGUGACAUGGGGAAUGCCAUAACUGCAGCCUCAUGCCAAUUUCAGAAUCUGCGCUUUCCUUGUUGCAAUAAGGCACUGCCUUGGCAUGGGUUGUGCGAUGCAGACACUCGUAUUGGAGAGUGCCUUAUUGCUGCUGAAUUACAGAUCAGCGGUGUGAUUUCCAGCUAGCAUUUUGCUUUAUUCCUAUGUGCACAGGCACUCUAUACUUCACCAAGUGGUGCUCCUAAUCCAGGGAGCAAUGUGACUGGAUGGGACUUGUCAUGCUGGAGCCAUUACUUUCUUUUACAUUUACAUGGAAUUGAGGAGUUAAGCUUUGCUCACCGUUUCUCUGCCAGAGGUCUGUCUCUCUUUGUAAAUCUGUAGCUGCAGCAAGGAGUUUAUUGGAUUUGCGUAUUAAACUGAUAAAGUCAAAGGAGCCUUUUGGAUUCUAAGAUCUUGACUAACUACAGUGGAACUGUUAAAGAAUUUCAAGUAGGAUGAACUAUUUAAUCAUUGUGUUUGUCUUCUCUUCUACCUCCUUUCCCCAAUCUCCAGUCUUUUGUCAAAUGCUCUACUUUUGCCAUAAAUCAUAAGCUUUUUUGACAAUAACCUUAUAAUCCUGUGCUAUUAGGGAGUCAUUGUACCUAUCUUCUGUUGUGGUCAAACGUGCCUUUCUUCCUAGUACUCCUUCAAACUCUGUUACUAUUUUACCUCCAGCAUUCUUCUCCCAGGUCCCUUCCUGCUCACCAUUCAAAACCAGAAAAAACUUGCAGUAUAAUGAAGCCAGCAUCUUCUCUAUUAAUAUUGAUUAGCCAUUGGACUAAAUUUUGCAACAUUGUAUUUGCUAAAUCAGGUACAUAGAAGAAACCAUUUAGACAGAGGAAUAUAUGGGCUAUUUCUCAAUGUUUUCAUAGCAAAAUAUUUAUAUUCCAUCAUAAACAGAAAACGGCAUCUCUUCAACUCCUUGUUUCCAUGUGUAACUAGAAGAUAUAAAAAUCCUUGAAGACAAAUUAUUUGUGCGCUCUUCUGGCAGUAAAAAGGUUAAAGGAUAUCUUGGUUUAAAAAAAAUAAAAAUAAAGAAAAAGU
This is a messenger RNA of Bufo bufo (common toad), 5471 nucleotides long. RefSeq names its product hyperpolarization activated cyclic nucleotide gated potassium channel 4 (gene HCN4). Bases 312 to 3443 code for a protein of 1043 amino acids. The transcript is spliced from 8 exons. Gene Ontology annotation, molecular function: voltage-gated potassium channel activity. Lineage: Eukaryota; Metazoa; Chordata; Amphibia; Anura; Bufonidae. The record is from RefSeq and is a predicted model, not a curated record. Gene Ontology annotation, cellular component: membrane. Gene Ontology annotation, biological process: potassium ion transport; transmembrane transport.